Molecule: messenger RNA, 1472 nt
Organism: Daldinia decipiens
Lineage: Eukaryota; Fungi; Ascomycota; Sordariomycetes; Xylariales; Hypoxylaceae
Product: DUF1348-domain-containing protein
Exons: 3
Coding region: 656-1126 (156 amino acids)
Source: RefSeq, a predicted model, not a curated record
AUCAGAAUCAGAAUAUGUAAAUGUAACUUGGAAACGCGCAAUGACAUGACAUGUGUACCUAGGUACCUAGGUAGGUAUAUUAGCUAACAGAGUAACAGUAUUUCAAAUAAGUCAUCCCCGAUGUUACCUAUAACAUCAUACCCCUGGAUUCCAAAUUCCGGUCAAGUCUUGCGUAGUACAAUGUCAAAAAGAAUGCUUGACUUCACUAGGUUAACACCGAUGUCCGGUUUCUUUCGGCGCACCUUUUGAUUUACCAUCGGGCCUCGCCGCGCGGGAAUUGAAGCGGAAAAGGAGGGACAAAUCGACCAGUUAUGCCUUCGAUUAAUCACCCUAACUUCGAACCCCGAGGAAAAAUAGAUGGUUUAGGUUAGAUGAGGUUAGAUGAGGUUAGACGUAUAGCAAAUGCUUACGUUCUCGAAUCCCGAGAGCGGCCGAGCGGGGUCCGGCGCUGUAGACACCGGCGCGUAGUCAUUUCCGGUCCUGAUCUUUGACUCGCUGCUUCAUUCGACGGAGCUUAAGUCUAGCAGUAAAAUAUCGAUAUAUAUAAGAGAGAAGAAAUAAAGAGAUUUUUAUACUUCUGCGUCAAUUUGAUAACAGCCACUCAUAACAAAAACAAAUUAGAGGGCACAAAAGAAAUAAGUGCAAAUAUAACACUAUGGCCAGCGACAAUAAGGGAAAGCCUCCGUACCCGCCUUUCACCGCCGAAACUGCUCAGGUCAAAGUGAAGGCUGCUCAAGAUGCCUGGAACACCAAGGACCCGGCAAAAGUGAAACUGGCCUACACGCCCGACUCUAUCUGGCGAAACCGAGGCACCUUCUUGCAGGGCCGAGACGAAAUCGAGGCCUUCCUCACGAAGAAAUGGGAGCGCGAGCAGGGAUACCGGCUCCGCAAGGAGCUUUUCGCUUUUACGGACAACAAGAUCGCCGUCCAGUUCUGGUAUGAGUGGCACGACGCGCAUGGUCAGUGGUGGCGGACGUACGGGCUCGAGGAUUGGACUUUUGCCGACGAUGGCUUGAUGAGGAAGCGCCAGAUGAGCGGUAACGAUGUCAAGAUUACCCACGAAGAGAGGUGGUAUAAGGAUGGUGUGGAUGUGAAUACAGUUCCCAUCUCCGAGAAGCAUUGGUAACUCGAGAGGACAUAUUGGCCGAGUAGUGGUGUAUAUUCAAAAAGAUGAUGUUGUCGUAUGGCUUGAAGGAUCAAUGGAUCAGGGACUUUGGUGUAAGCAAUAUGCUACCUAUAAGAAUUAGUAUAAUAGCAAAACUAUCACUUGCUAUAAUUGCUAUGUUUGGAGUCUAUACGGGGAUUUCUAAUACUAAUGAAGCCAGGAUAGUUACCAAAGUUAUGGGUGCUCGAGAGAAUUAGCAAAACAUAUAAAGGGAUUAGAUAGGAAGAAUUAAUGAUCCUCUCCUAUCCCUCAUUAAUGGUUAAUCAAUAGCCGUCUGAUAUAGCAACACCAAUAACAAAGCCACGAU